AGGAUUCGAAAUAACCGGGCAUAACGAAGAAAAACAUCAUUUAUUGGAGUCGCAACAAUGCAAUCCUUUCACGAGUCCAUGCCUCAUAUACCCGUCUUGCAAUUUGUCGUAUGGUUCAAUUUCAUCAACCUUGAUUGCAGCAGUGCGUUACCUCCUAGCUACGCCGCACAAAAUCAUCAUGGGAUUCUUUUACAGUCAACUCUUCAAGAGCAUCCCGUACCCGACAGGCUCUUACACCGGCAAGACCAUCAUCAUCACAGGUGGUAAUGGCGGUCUUGGCAGAGAAGCAGCUCGCCAUUUUGUACGACUAGGCGCCAGCAAAAUGAUUCUCGCUGUGCGCAGCUUGACCAAAGGCCAUGAGGCCAAGCUAGACAUUGAAAGCACGACUGGAUGCGGGAAGAAAGUUAUCGAGGUCUGGGAAUUGGACAUGGCUCUAUAUGCGAGCGUGCAGCAAUUUGCCGAUCGUGUGGUCCAGCACCUUGAUCGAGUGGACAUCUUUCUUGCGAACGCGGGUAUCGCGCCGGCUCAAUACAAGACAGCCGAGGACAAUGAGGCAUCCAUUACAGUCAAUGUCGUCUCGACGUUCCUCCUCGCGGCACUCGUUAUGCCCAAACUCAAGGCCACGGCGGCCAAUUUCCAUACUCGGCCCACGCUGUCCAUCACAAGCUCGGCUGUCCACGAGCACACCACUCUGCCGCAGAAGUCAUGCCCAGAGGGCCAAAUUUUCGCAACAGUAAAUGACAAAGUCACGGCGAAUAAAUACUGGGCAGAUAUGUAUGCUGUUUCAAAACUAUUCGAGGUGUUUGGUGUCCGCGCCCUUGCCGAGAAACAUCCCGCAGAAAGCUAUCCCGUUACCAUCAAUUGCACAAACCCCGGUUUGUGCCAUUCUGACUUGGGCCGCGAAUAUAAUGGCUUCGGAUUUUGGCUGCUUAAGUUAUUAGUAGCACGGUCGACCGAGAUUGGCGGCAGAAUCCUCGUUCAUGGUGGAACUUCAGGCGCGGAAUCCCAUGGUCAGUAUUUGGAUGAUUGUGAAGUCGGAGCUCCGUCCCCAUGGGUUCUCAGCGAGGAAGGCCAAACGACACAGGAUCGCGUGUGGAAAGAGUUGGUAACGAAACUUGAGAGUAUUAAACCAGGAGUAACGAGUAGCUUUUGAUUAAGGUAGUACGAGUCGGAUGCGAUUGUUGUGUCUUGCAACUCAGAUUCAAUGUCUCUGAUAGAUAUUAGAGGAAUAAAUUCUCAGCUAGUGACAUGUAAUAAUCGCAAUUAUAUUCCCAAC
Trichoderma asperellum CBS 433.97 is the source of this 1276-nucleotide messenger RNA. Its product is annotated as putative secondary metabolism biosynthetic enzyme. NCBI's taxonomy places the organism in Eukaryota, Fungi, Ascomycota, Sordariomycetes, Hypocreales, Hypocreaceae. The record is from RefSeq and is a predicted model, not a curated record.